This is a messenger RNA of Diutina rugosa, 231 nucleotides long. RefSeq lists its product as uncharacterized. Lineage: Eukaryota; Fungi; Ascomycota; Pichiomycetes; Serinales; Debaryomycetaceae. The record is from RefSeq and is a predicted model, not a curated record. The transcript has a single exon. The coding region runs from base 1 to 231 and encodes 76 amino acids.
AUGCACGCCUCGAGAAUUCUUUUGCAAGCUGCCGCCAAGAAGCAGGCGAAGAAGACGCCCGUCCCCGUCGAGUUGUACCCGCUUUUCGCCGCCGUCGGCGUCGCCAUCGCCUCGGGGUGCUUCUUCACCUACCGCCACUUCGCCCACGACCAGCAGUUGAGAUUGUGGGAAAACCCUAACCUUUCCAAGCUCGACGAAGUGUUGAACGAAAACACCGAAAAGAAGGAAUAA